Molecule: messenger RNA, 468 nt
Organism: Adineta steineri
Lineage: Eukaryota; Metazoa; Rotifera; Eurotatoria; Adinetida; Adinetidae
Source: the annotation of a GenBank genome assembly
AUGCAAUUUAUCUGUUCGCUUAUCGUUGCUCUCACAUUUCUUGUAAUAUUGCACAAGACAUGUGCAAAGAAUGAUGAUUUCAUAUCGAUUUCAAGUGGAACUUCAUUUGGUCGAUGUGUUGGACGUUGUCGUCAGUCAAUAACUCUGAUGUCUGAUCCUCUCCAAGUUGUUAUUUCAAGAGAGGCAAAUUCUAAUCAAGCAAGUUAUCCACCAAUUCAUGUUACAUCACCUAUAAUCUUCAGUGAAUGGAACAAACUUGUUAGUUCUGUUAACUUGGACAUUUUUCAAAAAUUAGAUGAUAGAAUCGGAUGUCCUGAUUGUGCUGAUGGUGGAGCAGAAUGGAUACAAGUUGAUUGGAAUAAUGGAAGUAAACGAGUAACAUUCGAGAAUGGACGAACAGUACAAGGCCUAGAGGAACUUAUCUUAACAAUGCGUCAAAUUAGACAAAUCUAUUUAAGUAAAAUGUAA